Molecule: messenger RNA, 1191 nt
Organism: Clavispora lusitaniae ATCC 42720
Lineage: Eukaryota; Fungi; Ascomycota; Pichiomycetes; Serinales; Metschnikowiaceae
Source: RefSeq, a predicted model, not a curated record
AUGACAGGAGAACUAAGCAUUGACACAAUUAAAAAUGCGUCGGAGUUGGUCAACACUACUCUCAUAUCCAAGGGCUACAUUACCGAGGAUUUGAAGUUUCCUAUAAUAGAUUGGGAGGAUCUUAUUACGGAUCAACCUGAGAAGGAAGCUCUUCAAAAGUUAGUGGUUGCUGAUAAAAUAUACAAUAAUGACAAAAACAUCAUCAAUAUAAUUUAUUCAUUGACACAGUCGAUCGACCGCCAUCAAGCCCAACAAAAGUCCAUAAGCAUGGCAAUUUUACAAAAGGAUACUACCAUUGAAGCACUUCAGAAGAAGAUUCAGACUCUCGAACAACAAGUGCAGGGAUAUGAGCAAAAGUACGAGAAGAGCGUUUAUCUGGAUCAUUUGAAUAUGUCAGAAAAAAUAACUCGCCUAACCAAAUUGAGCAAGACGCAAGCAAAGGAGUUGGCCAAGCUAAAAAACACUUCGUCUGAAUUGCAAACAAAGUACGAUAUUGAAAUGCGCAAGAAAGCGAUUGAAAUUUCCCUGCUUAAGAAUAAAUUGCUAGAUACUCGAAAUUUGUCUAACACAAUAACUUAUGCCCGACCUUCUCGUUCUACGAAGAGUGCUUCGCCAAAUCCAAUGGGUCAGGAAUUCAACCCAAAUGUUGUGUAUAACAACAAACCGAUAAUAGAUAACUCUGCUACAAGAAUGACAUCCGGAAGCGAAGAUUCCAGCGCGAUAAUCAAACAAGAAUACGAUGGAAUUGCAACGCAACUUUCUGAACUCAUUGAGAAUUUGAUGAAGGAGAAUAGCAAAUUCUCCAAUUUUAUUAACGAACUCAACGAAUACUUUACCAAAUUCAACUCCCAAUUAUCAAUACUGAACUACAAGAACUUAAAUGCUUCUACCCUUCUGAAUCCGUCAGACGAAAUCGAUCUUAAUCGCAUAUUAAAGGAUACAUCUACAGAAAUUGAUCCAUUUGAGUUCACAUCGCGACCUCUUCUCUCCAAUGUUUACAAGAACUACCACUAUGUUUCUGGACUAAUAGAUUUGGCUGCUUCAACACUAGCUGGACAUGAACAAGGCACUUCAAAAACCGAGGACAACGACACAUUGCAAAAGUUGAAGGAAGAAAAUAAAGCGUUGUACAAUAAUUGGCAGAGCGCCAUCAAGGCAUUGGAUGACUGGAAGAGUUACAAAGGUAACUAG